Molecule: messenger RNA, 1325 nt
Organism: Aspergillus wentii DTO 134E9
Lineage: Eukaryota; Fungi; Ascomycota; Eurotiomycetes; Eurotiales; Aspergillaceae
Product: glutaredoxin
Exons: 4
Coding region: 203-931 (242 amino acids)
Biological process (GO): cellular response to oxidative stress
Cellular component (GO): Golgi lumen; cytoplasm; cis-Golgi network
Molecular function (GO): glutathione disulfide oxidoreductase activity
Source: RefSeq, a predicted model, not a curated record
CGCUUACCAAAUGUCCUGUUAUUGGGGUCGGAGCUACUUCGUCCAUGACCCGUUGAUCUUGUGCCAGCCACCGAAUAGUAAGGUCGCGCAUACAAAACUUUACGAGAAGAAAACAAUAUAUAUACAUUGGAAAUCAAUGUUGAGCUGUAUAUGAGCGCUUGAACCAUUCGAUACGAUACUGCCUUAUUAUUAUCCGCCAAAUAUGCCUUUUCAACGGCGCAUGAAGAUCAUUCUUAUUGCUGUGCUGAGCUUUAUUGUUUUAUUAUUGUACUAUUCGGGCGAAGCCCGAAAGAUCCAGAACCAAAAGUUCUACCAGUCUACGGUGCAGGCGAUUGAAGCGCAAAAGUUGGCCAAAACAUCCACCGAGAAUAACAAUGGCGCCAUACAUAAUGUUAAAUCGAAUCAGAAGCCGGCCGAUGAACAAAUGCUAAAACAACCGGAACCCCCGAAGCAGGAGCCAGCGGUUCCCAAGGUCGAUAACCAGGAAAUGGAGGAGAUCUCCAUCGCAGGAAGGACAAAGAUGCAAGUGCCUAAGAACAAGGACAAAUCGCCGGACCAGGAGAAACCAACAGGGGCUCAGGGUAAUGACGAAGCAAAAGAUGAGCUCAACGGUAUUCUGAAACGAUCGCCAAUCAUCAUCUUCUCCAAAUCCUACUGUCCUCAUAGCGCCAGAGCCAAAUCUAUCCUCCUCGACCAAUACUCCAUUGUUCCCGCACCAUACGUGGUCGAGCUUGAUAAGCACCCCCUGGGAGCAAAGCUCCAGGCAUUGCUAGCAGAGAAUACCGGCCGUCGCACUGUUCCUAAUGUUUUGGUCAAUGGCAAGACCAUUGGAGGUGGUGAUGAUGUGGCGGCCCUUAACGAGAAGGACGAACUGGCUUCGAAAUUGAAGACGCUGGGUGGGAAAUGGAUAGUGGAGGUCAAUCAUAAGUAGACUGGACCGCGCGAGUCGCUACAUAUCACCUUCACUACCCCGUACAGGGGUACUAUAUGACGUUGGACACUGGAGUUCUGGGUAAUGUUUGAUUAAGGAAUCACAUUGGAGCAUGGCUAGGUGUUUAGGAUGUUUAUAUAGUACAUAUCGCAAUCAACAUACCGAAUAUGAUCAUAUCUUGUACUCCUGAGGUAUCCGAGACUGCCUGGUCAAUUUCGAAUAGGAGCUGCAGAAUGAGCCAUGCGCUGUAACUCAACGAGAGUUGAAUAGACAAGCACCAACAAGCCUAGAGAAGACACGAUAAAGAACAAUCAGCAUCAUUGUCCAGAAAUAAAUCCAUCUAUGCGAUGAUCCCAUCUAUCGAAUACUCCGAGAUGACGGAAUAUCCGCCGCA